AUGGCCACAACAGAAAAGACAGUGGCAGGGCAGUGGUCCAAUCUACCAAAGGAAUUGUUGUCACUCAUAGCCAACCACCACCUCCACUCCGUCACCAUCCACAUCCUCCGCAUCCGCGCCACCUGCACCUCAUGGCGCUCCGUCAUUCCUCCUCCCCUUCCUCCUCCUCCCUCUCACACCAUCUUUGGUCAACGGAUCUCCAUCCGUUGGUCCAAUUUCACGGUCACACAAACCUCAAUCUUCUACCGUCUCCACUACCAACCAUCUUCAAUUCCAUCUUCUUCUGAGAAGGGAUGGAUCAUCAUGGUCGGAAAUUCCACAUCCAAUCCAGUUCAGCUCUUGGAUCCAUUCACCGACCAACCACUCUCAGAAACGGUUACACACCCAUAUGACUGUAAAACUCCACCAAAGCUCCUCAACCUCUGCAACUUCCGCUUGGUUGAGUUAUUUGAAGCCUAUGCGCUCACACAGUUCGUUACUCGUCAAGAAGGCGAUUCCGGGUCCACUUCUUUCACGCCUUUUGAUCUUGUUAAAGCAAUAUUGUUUCCGAAUUCAACUUCCCAAACUUUUGAUGAGUCAUCACGCAUGGUUUUUGCACUCUACAGCAGUGGAAGGCUGUCGGUUUCAAGAAUUGAUGAAGAUGAGGGUUGGACUGCCCUAAACCAUGGGAAUUCUAGUUUUGAUGAUGUCAUCCUCCGCAAUGGGCAGCUUUAUGCUGUGGACAAGUGUGGAACCAUCUUCUGGGUGGAUUGUUCGACCAUGAAGCUGGUUCAGUUCAGUCCAAUCCUUUGUGAUUUUGAGGCAAAGAAGAAGAAGCGGUUGGUGGAUUGUAAUGGGAGCCUCUAUUUGGUUGAUAUUGAUACUGACAUUGAAAAGAAAGAAUAUUAUGAUGAGAAUAAUAAGGCUAUCAAGGUUUACAAGCUUGAUAUGGAUCAUGGGUGGCUCAAUGCGGAGAACUUGGGAAACGUGGUUUUUGUGUUGGGUGCAAGCUGCAGUUUUUCUCUCAGUGUUGAAGACUACCAUGGCUGCGAAGCAAAUUGCAUCUACUUGUACUCUCGUCACAGGGUUCGUGCUUUCAGCUUGGAAACAUGUAAGUUCAAGCGUCCUAAGCUCUUUUGGCCUUGUCCAUCUUUAUUUGAAUCCAGGUUCAAUUUGUGA
Arachis stenosperma is the source of this 1158-nucleotide messenger RNA. Its product is annotated as F-box protein At2g26160-like. The transcript has a single exon. NCBI's taxonomy places the organism in Eukaryota, Viridiplantae, Streptophyta, Magnoliopsida, Fabales, Fabaceae. Bases 1 to 1158 code for a protein of 385 amino acids. The record is from RefSeq and is a predicted model, not a curated record.